Molecule: messenger RNA, 1458 nt
Organism: Striga hermonthica
Lineage: Eukaryota; Viridiplantae; Streptophyta; Magnoliopsida; Lamiales; Orobanchaceae
Source: the annotation of a GenBank genome assembly
AUGGAAGGUCACUGUCAAAUGAAAAUUAGUGAAGAUAGCAAUUUUACAGAUGUUUUGUUGAGCUUCCUGACUUUGCCAUUGGGGACUAUCGUCAGAGUCUUGAAUAAACACUAUGGUUAUGAGGCCCCUGUUUUAGGAAGCCUAACAACUUUGUACAACGGAAUACGCGAUUUGGACAAUGGCCUUUUCUUGUCAGAGGAUUGUAAGAACCUGCUGCUCAACCCGAUAAGGUCGUCCGAAGACGAAUUUCGUCGGUUGAAAAUCAAUGUUGACGACACGCCGCCCACAAGGUACUUCAGAUGUGGAGGUGGAGGCACAAUGUGUUUUAGUAUAUUUCCGAACGUAAGCAUGUACUUUAGUGGAUUGAAAUGUAAUUGCGGAAGACCGCUGGACAAAAAAAUUUACGUGAGAGGUGUGGAUGAUAGUAGCGGCGGUGUGUUUAUUGCAAGUAAAGCAUCCUUAAUCAUUACUGAUGAUCUUCAAAUAUUGCCUAGCGCGACGAAUACUGUUGUGCAAAUUCUCCGCAACUCAGGUAUUACAGAUGCAACCGGGAUCAAGGAAAGGAGUGUGACUUUAGGAUUCAAUGAGAUAAUGAAUUUGUUGAAGGGGUCAUUAGUUUCUCGGGCACCAUUCACGGAACUUAUUCUAAAAAAGAACUCGAUGAAACAUGUUGCGACGAAUUACAGAAUAGGUGUCCCACCGGUUGAUCUGAACAAAAAACUGAUGGAACCUUUCAGUGAUAAGAAAAUGACUAUGAAAGCCAUUGUAUUGGCUAAUAAGCUACUGUUUGCUGAAGUUGAUGGUGAUUUUGUGGAUUUCCUAUUUAGCCUGCUGGCUCUCCCCUUAGGAAGGGUCGAGUGGCUAUUGGGCUGUGACACACGUCUUUCAAAUGCAGACAAAUUGUACAGAAGUGUAGCGAAUGGGAGAAACGAUAAGUACUUGAAGAACAAAUACGUAACGAAAGCCCAGCUACUGAAGCCUAAGGUGCCAUUAUGUUACUAUUCGAGAACACACUCUCUCUCACCGACUGAAGUAUAUUUUCCAGAUUUGUAUUAUUUUUAUGAUAAUGGUGGCUGUCUGUCACCUUUGCCCUCGUUGCACCUAUUUUCUGGUCGCUAUGUGUCUUCUUAUAAGUUUCCGGAAGGCCAGGUGACCAAACGUAAUGGCCAAUGGGUGUCUAAUUCUACAUUUGCAGAAGGGAAAGCAAAAUAUGUAAACGGAACAACUAUGUAUAUGGUGACCGACGAUUUAACUGUGACUCCCUUGUCUUCCACAUCCGGCCUUUCAGUUCUCAAUAGCCUCAAAAUCCCGUUGUCAGAAGUCAAGGAACUUGAGCUGGUUGUUGGUUUGAAAGAGGCACUGAGCAUACUGAAAGCAUCUCUGACUUCGUCUCGCGCCUUAACAGAUGGCCUCAUCACUCCAUUUUUAAUGAUGAAAAAGCCGAAGCAAGAGGGCUGA